Scedosporium apiospermum is the source of this 1344-nucleotide messenger RNA. RefSeq lists its product as uncharacterized. NCBI's taxonomy places the organism in Eukaryota, Fungi, Ascomycota, Sordariomycetes, Microascales, Microascaceae. The record is from RefSeq and is a predicted model, not a curated record. The transcript is spliced from 4 exons. Bases 1 to 1344 code for a protein of 447 amino acids. Gene Ontology annotation, molecular function: protein binding.
AUGGCUUCUCAUCGAGCAAGCUCCACAACGGGGCUCGUCCUCCUCCUCGCAAGCCUCACACCUCACUUAACCCUCGCCGAGCCCAUUCCAGGAGGACCCAAAUGCCUCUGGAACCCUGCCGGCCCACUUCACAGUCGCGAGAGAACAUCGUGCCCUUUGGCCGUAGACGACACGAGCCCGCCCUCGGCGCUGGACGCAUCCCCGUGGCUCCAGCCGCUGAAAUGCCGCCACUCCAGAACCCAAUCCGGCCGCUCGUCGUCAAUAGUGGAGACGAGCACGAACGGCGAAGCUGUCCGCUGCGUGUAUUCCACCCACGAUUUCCGUGGAGCGGGUCUCAGCCUGGUUACGCGGCCGGAGACGGCGGCUAAUAUCGUCGGGCUUGGCGGACUCGACGAUCUCGAGGCUUCGCCGAUGUCUUUAGAGCGGGUUUAUGGACGAUUUUCGACGGGGCCCAGUAUUUCGAAGUCGGGCCGUCCGGCUUAUGCGGUGGAGGACCUACCGGGGAAGGGGAAGGGCGUCAUCGCGAGGCGGCGCAUUGUUAAGGGGGAAGUGUUUAUGGUGGAUUAUCCUGCGUUGCUGGUGGAGGCUGGCAUGAUGAGCGAGCUGACGCCGGGGAUGAGGAAGGGGGUCGUGAAGCUUGCGUUUGAGAAUUUACCGAGGGAGACGGGGGCGGAGGUGUUGGAUCUGGCGAAAAGUACUGGCGGCGACGAGGUCCUCGAUGCUUUUACGACGAACUCUUGUAACGUGUUCAUGGCGGAUGGGGAAGCGCAUCUAGGGCUCUUUCCAGAGGUUUCGCGAAUGAACCACGCCUGCGAGCCAAAUGCGUUCUACCGAUUUUCGCCUCGCAGUUUAACGGUAGAGGUAGCAGCCUACCGUGAUAUUGAGCCCGGAGAAGAGAUUAACAUCAACUACGCCUAUCUCGGCAUGCCCUACAAAGAGCGUCGAAAAUACCUGCAAGACUCGUGGAACUUCAACUGUACCUGCCACCUCUGUCUCGCAGACACCGCAACGCGCGAGGGGUCCGAUGCGCGUCGCAUGGCCAUUGCCAAUACGCGCAACGCGCUCACCGACGCGCAAAAAGCCGGUCGGCACGGCGAGGCGAUCGAGAAGGCGGGCGAGCUCGUGGGGCUCUGCGAAGAGGAAGGGCUGUUCCCAUUGGUAGCGGGAUUCUACGACUCCAUGGCCCGGGGGUACCUCGAGAUAGGCGACGUCGAAGAUGCGCAGGUCUAUGCCGAGUUAGCUCUCGGCGGGUGGCUAGAGUACUACGGCGAGGACAGCGUCAAGGUCGAAGGCGGAUUAGAGUUGUUGGAUGCCAUCGGCAGGAGGCGGGACAAACAAGGUUAG